UUCGGGGGCUUUCCGCGGUUGAGGGGCAGUUAUGACGGUGGCUUAGGAAUGUUCUCUUGGCUGUCCUUUCAGGGGGCAGAGGGUAACUCUGCAGGAGAGCUGGCUCCUGCCUUUGCGCGGAAGAGGACUCAUUCCCGAGAUUACGCGUAACCCGGCUAAGCCCCAGCCAAGUGACUGUCCGCUCUGGAGGCCUGGCCACUGCACCGGCUGCUGGAACUUCUGGAAGACCGCCUUCUAGCCACCGAGUUGGUGCCACAAAAGGAGAGCUGUAAGAAGUUGGAUGUAGAAUUGCUUCCAUGAUUGACUUCCUAUACAAAUCUGUAGUUUCCUGAUUCUUCUUCACAACCUGUAAUCAUGGACUUAUUUAUAUGACCUUUCAAGACCACAACACAUCAACUGGCCAUCUUCUCAGGAGAUUGACCAACAGAAGUAAAUUAUAGACUGACUUGGAAAACACUCCCAUGGACUUGAUCUUGGCAGUUAAUGGCAUACUGUCUUACAGUAUUAUUUAAACAUUUCAUAUUGCUUACUUUUCUUUCUUUUUCCUCGAAGACUAGUUAGUCACACUGGAUAUGCUGCUCUUCUUUAUUUUGGGAUUGUUCGUACAUUUUGUGUUCUUCGGCUCCAUCUUCGAUAUUUAUUUUACCUCUCCUUUGGUUCAUGGAAUGACUCCUCAGUUUACACCAUUGCCUCCUCCAGCAAAAAGAUUAGUACUGUUUGUUGCGGAUGGCCUGCGGGCAGAUACACUUUACGAAUUAGAUGAAAAUGGAAAUUCGAGAGCACCAUUUAUUAGGAAUAUCAUAAUGCAUGAAGGCAGCUGGGGCUUAUCUCAUACCCGUGUGCCAACUGAGUCUCGACCAGGUCAUGUGGCCCUGAUCGCUGGGUUUUAUGAAGAUGUCAGUGCAGUUGCCAAAGGGUGGAAGGAAAAUCCUGUGGAAUUUGAUUCUCUUAUUAAUGAGAGCAAGUACACAUGGAGCUGGGGAAGCCCUGAUAUCUUGACUAUGUUUGCCAAAGGUGCUUAUGGAGACCAUGUUUUUACAUAUACCUAUGAUGCUGACAGUGAAGAUUUUGGUGCCCAUGAUGUAACAAAACUGGAUACUUGGGUUUUUGAUAAAGUUAAGGAAUUCUUUCAUGCUGCCAGAAACAACCAGUCUUUGUUUUCUAAACUAAAUGAAGAAAAAAUAGUUUUUUUCUUACAUUUAUUAGGAAUAGAUACAAACGGACAUGCUCACCGACCAUCAUCAAGGGAAUAUAAGGACAAUAUUAAACUAGUGGAUGCAGGAAUGAAAGAAAUGGUGUCCAUUCUUGAACACUUUUAUGGAAAUGAUGGGAAAACGGCAUUUAUCUUUACCUCUGACCAUGGAAUGACAGACUGGGGUUCCCAUGGGGCUGGUCAUCCUUCAGAGACUUUAACUCCUUUUGUCACUUGGGGAGCUGGAAUCAAGUAUCCCCAAAAAGUAUCAGCUCAGAAAUUUGAUGAUGCAUUUUUGAAAGAAUGGAGAUUAGAGAGCUGGAAGAGGCAAGAUAUCCAUCAGGCUGAUAUUGCACCAUUGAUGGCUUCUCUUAUUGGAGUUCCCUUUCCCCUUAAUUCAGUGGGCAUCCUUCCUGUAGAUUAUCUUAACAACACUGAUCUCUUCAAAGCAGAGAGUAUGUUUACAAAUGCAAUACAGAUUCUCGAACAAUUCAAGGUGAAAAUGACUCAGAAAAAAGAAGUUACUUUACCGUUUUUGUUUAUACCAUUUAAGUUGCUUCCUGAAUCUAAACAGCUAAACAUUGUAAGAAAAGCAAGAUCUUACAUAAAACAGAGAAAGUAUGAUGAAGCAGUCUCCCUUUGCAAGGAGCUGAUUCAUCUUGCAUUGAAAGGAUUGUCCUAUUAUCACACUUAUGACAGAUUCUUCUUGGCCAUCAAUGUUGUUCUUGGUUUUUUGGGAUGGACAUCUUACGCUUCUUUGUUGAUCAUCAAGUCUCAUUUUAACCUUACUAGAGGUGUUAAUAAAGAAGUUAAGAAACCAAGCCACCUCCUGUCAUGUAGUUGUAUAGCUAUUGGUGUUUUUGUAGCAUUUUUCCUGCUGCUUCAAGACUGUCCCUGGACUUAUUACAUAUAUUGUUUGUUGCCAGUGCCAAUAUGGUAUGCGGUUCUAAGCGAGUUUCAAGUUAUUCAAGACUUUGUCACAUUACUGUUGACCGUUCCUCCAAGUUAUUUUGUUGGAUACCUGUUAGUCUUUAUCCUGGGAAUUGAAAUAUUAGUUCUCAGUUUUUUCUACCGCUACAUGCUUACAGCUGGACUUCUUGCAUUUGCGGGUUGGCCAUUUAUCACCCAGCUAUGGACUCGAGCAAAGAGCAUCUCACUGAGUUGGAUUUUCUUCUCUUUGCUCCUGGCAGCGUUCCCACUGAUGCCCGUUGUAGGACGAAAGCCAGAUAUCUUUCUAGUAAUGGGCGCAGGCUUGCUGGUUCUUCUGCUAUCCCUGUGUGUUUUAACAUCUCUCAUAAAAAGAAAAGACAGUUUUAUAAAUGAAGAGCUAUUGUUACAUCUAUUUCAGAUGCUGAGCGUAGUGCUUUCUAUGUGUGUUACGUAUAGCACCCACAGCAGUCUACGCAAGAAGCAAGGACUGCCUCUUCUUAAUCAGAUCAUUAGCUGGCUAAUAUUAGCCUUUUCCCUCGUCCUGCCACUGCUGAGUCCCACAAGUCUCUUCGAGCGGUUGUUUAGCAUUCUUCUUUCCUUGAUGUCAACCUACAUACUGCUAAGCACAGGGUACGAAGCUCUCUUUCCAUUAGUAUUGUCAUGCUUAAUGUUUGUCUGGAUACAGGUGGAACAAGAAACCCUGCAGCAACGUGGUAUUUCCUGCAAACAGAAGGUCACCAGUGUCCGGUUCACCUGCAGUACUGAUAUAACCCAGUUCCGACAGCUCUAUCUGGAUGACGUCCGGAGGGCCUUUUUCCUUGUUUUCUUCUUAGUGACAGCAUUUUUUGGAACUGGGAACAUAGCUUCUGUUAACAGCUUUGAUCUUGCCUCUGUCUAUUGCUUUCUGACCGUGUUUAGUCCUUUUAUGAUGGGAGCCCUGAUGAUGUGGAAGAUUUUAAUCCCCUUCGUUCUUGUGAUGUGUGCUUUUGAAGCAGUUCAGUUAACUACGCAGUUAUCAUCAAAAAGCCUUUUUCUCAUGGUUCUCGUCAUAUCAGACAUUAUGGCUUUGCAUUUUUUCUUCUUGGUCAAGGAUUAUGGCAGCUGGCUUGAUAUUGGAACAAGCAUCAGCCACUACGUGAUUGUCAUGUCCAUGACCAUCGUUCUGGUGUUUCUCAACGGCCUGGCCCACCUGCUCACGACAAAGAAACUCAGACUCUGUGGCAAACCCAAAAGCCACCUCAUAUGAUGUUGCCCAAGCCAUCAUUCAACAUCUGGAUCCUGCUUCCCGUUCUCCUUUUACACUAAACUCUUAUCAAGGAUUCAGUAAGAAAAUGGACAUUGAUAUACAGCAUAUUCUGCUCCUACAGAGAAAAAGACAUGCGGAAGUCUGAGUUUACAGGUUAUCUGCAAUAAAGGAGCUUCCAUUUUCUUGA
Molecule: messenger RNA, 3555 nt
Organism: Panthera uncia (snow leopard)
Lineage: Eukaryota; Metazoa; Chordata; Mammalia; Carnivora; Felidae
Gene: PIGN
Product: phosphatidylinositol glycan anchor biosynthesis class N
Exons: 32
Coding region: 573-3368 (931 amino acids)
Biological process (GO): GPI anchor biosynthetic process
Cellular component (GO): endoplasmic reticulum membrane
Molecular function (GO): mannose-ethanolamine phosphotransferase activity
Source: RefSeq, a predicted model, not a curated record